Messenger RNA from Carya illinoinensis, 1379 nucleotides. RefSeq names its product cinnamoyl-CoA reductase-like SNL6. Gene Ontology annotation, molecular function: 3-beta-hydroxy-Delta5-steroid dehydrogenase (NAD+) activity. The transcript is spliced from 5 exons. The coding region runs from base 117 to 1055 and encodes 312 amino acids. Gene Ontology annotation, biological process: steroid biosynthetic process. The record is from RefSeq and is a predicted model, not a curated record. NCBI's taxonomy places the organism in Eukaryota, Viridiplantae, Streptophyta, Magnoliopsida, Fagales, Juglandaceae.
CGACUCCCAUCAAUUACAGUAGCCCCACUUUUCUCCUUUUAUAGCUCUUUAUACCCCGAAAGUUCUCUUAAACUUUCCUCUCACGCUCGCUCAUACAGACAUACACACGCCCGCAAAUGGCACCGGCGGCUUCUAAUUUCCAGCACAGCCACACCUCAUCAAACACAGUGUGCGUUAUAAACGCCUCCGGGCACCUUGGCUCGGCCCUCGUCGAGCGUCUUCUCCUCAGAGGCUACACUGUCCACGCCGCGGUUCAACACCAUGAUGAACAGCUGCAAUUUAAUGGACUUUCUUCCGAGAACAAGAAGCUGAAGAUUUUCCGUUCAGAUCCCUUCGACUAUCAGAGCAUAAUUGAUGCCUUGAAAGGCUGCUCUGGCUUGUUUUACGCCUUUGAGCCGCCACAAGACCAACCCACCUAUGAUGAAUUUAUGGUGGAAGUGGAGGUACGGGCAGCACACAAUGUGCUGGAAGCUUGCGCACAAACGGAAACAAUUGACAGAGUGGUUUUCACAUCCUCGGUCACUGCCGUUGUUUGGAGAGACGAUCGAAAGUCCACAGCAUCUGAGUUAGACGAGACGCAUUGGAGUGAUGUUAACUUAUGUCGCAAAUAUAAGUUGUGGCAUGGUUUGUCAAAGACGCUGGCGGAAAAGACAGCGUGGGCCCUGGCGAUGGACAGAGGGGUCAACAUGGUAUCCGUGAACGCAGCCUUGAUGAUGGGUGGCCCUGAUGUGUCCAUCACUCACCCCUAUCUGAAAGGAGCGGCUGAGAUGUACGAAGAUGGGGUGUUGCUGACCGUCGAUCUAAAUUUCUUGGUGGAUGCCCACAUUUGUGUCUUCGAAAACAUCUCAUCCUACGGUCGUUAUUUAUGCUUCGACAAUGUUGUUAAUCACCAUGAAGAUGCUCUCAAGCUGGCCCAGAUGUUGACCACCCCUUCUGCUGCUCCUACGUUAACCCAAAGCUGUGAGCAGGAUAUGAGGAUCAUCCAACAGAGGAUAAGCAACAAGAAACUGAACCAAUUGAUGGUGGAUUUUGGGUGUGGAUCUCAGGUGCAUUGAUGCACUAUUUCCAGCUCUAGUUCUAGAAAAUGGUGAUCAUUAAGGUUAUGGUCCCAACAUGAAGAGUCCAUACUCCACAGUAUGGCCAGUGAUGCCAAUCGUGUAACUUUAGUGCAUCAACAAAAACAGCAGAGCCUUCCUCAGUUUCUAGUAAACAUGCAGGAUAUAAAGCAUAAGCUCUAGCUAUUUUUCCCAACCAAUUGAAGCAAGCAUUUUCAUCCAAUUGAGUUGAAUAUUGUAGGUGGUUCCAUUAUAAUUAUUGUUGUUGUUGUUUGUAUUAUUAUUGGUGGUUUCAACUCAAUAUAGAUGGAUCUUCGAGACUUA